AUCCAUGUGAACAUUGAAAAAAAAACCAUAUUGGGUGAAAACCGCUACUGAACAAGUACAUCAUACAAAAGCCAUGGAUGUUGGGGAUGUUUUAAAUCGGCUUCGCCGCAAUGCCAACUCUUCUUCAUCUUCCUCAGAAGAGGAUGUUUUCACCGAGUCCAAUAACCUGGCGAUGUUUGUCGUUAUCCCCAUCUUAGUUCUAGUGUAUGGAGGCUGCGCCUGCAUAUACCGUUGCUAUCAGUGCAGACGAUACCUUAAACGAAAGAAUAUAUUUCAUGAAAUAAUAAUAAGGAUCCGAGGGAGAGAGGCGGAUGAAGACAAUGAGGUAUGUGAAUCGCCGGAAGAUGCUUUGCAAGAAAUUCACCAGGAUGAAGAAUCGCAAGUUGAACCUGGAGGUGGAGGUCAUUACGUGCAUUCGAACCAUAGUUCUCCUGGACCGGAUGGAGCCGUGCGGUAUGUCGAUUACGAUACAGAUUUACGGUCAGCAAUGUCCACACCAGGAAUUCAGUAUACAAGGAACAAUUCUAUAAAAUCAAGAAGAUCAAAGCUUGUAUUGGUUCACAGUGGAACGGAUUCAGAAAUGAGGUCUGAUUCGGGGAUAUUAGAGGAUUCCUCUGUUACGCAUGCGUCGGGUUCUGGAUCAUCGAGUCGUAGGAUAUCGGAGGUGAACUCACUUGAAAUUGAGGAAAGUGAUCAUUCCCUCACAGAUAGAAACCGUGCGAAAGCAUUUGUUUCAAAUAGGACAUCUUUUACUACGAUAGGUGGCACAAUAUAUUCUUCAGAUGAAAACACAACGAACACGAAUAACAACAGCAUUUUACUUGCUACAGAAAACAAUAACUUUUACGUUACCAACGAUGACACUUCAAUCGCUGUAAAUCGUGUUUCACACAAUGAUGAGGACAGAAGCAUGUUACUUGCUAAAAACUCAAGCAAAGCAAUAGCAAUACAAGGAAGCGAGUCAUCUCAAAGCGACGUCACCAAAACAGUUGCUUUAAACAGAAAAUCAUCUAAUACUAACGUUUUAUCUCAAAACGACGUCACCAAAACAGUUGCUUUAAACAGAAAAUCAUCUAAUACCGACGUUUUAUCUCAAAGCAAUGUUACCAAAACUGUUGCUAUAAAAUGGAAAGGAUAUAAACAGGAUAAUACCGACAUUCACUCUUCAUCUGUCACAAAUGAGAGGCUACAGAUGGCUACAUUGGUAAAUGAGCUACAGAUGGCUACAUCGGUAAAUGAAAGCACAUUAUCACUCACAAACGAUAACACACAGAAUACUAGAAAUGAUAAUACGUCGUAUUCCACAAAUGGUAACGCGUCAUUUGUAACAAAAAGUAGCACACAAAAUAUUACUCACGACGGCAAACAAGUGGUAACAAAUGACAGUAGUUCAGCAACUCUCAAUGUGAGGGCAAAUGAAAACCUUUCGCUAAAAAGCAACAGUAAUGCAAUUAAUACCACAAACGUCUACUCAGAAAAUGUAUCAAACGCCAGCAAAUCUUUGGACAUGAAUAAUAGAACAGUUACAACAAACGGAAAUACAACAUAUGUUUCAAACGAAAGCACUACAGAUGCAGCAAUCGAAGGCAGAUCAUUUACAUUAAAUAGGAACGCACUACCUUCUACAAGGGAAAGCACAGUAUUUUUUGAAAACAACAACCCUCAGUAUGCCGCAGAUCGUAUCGAACCAGUGUUAACUAAGGCUAGCAUAUCAUUUGCUACAAACGAAACCACAUCAGUUGAAACAAACAAAAACACGCCUUAUGCUACAAACGGCAGCACUCAAUUAGCCUUAAUCAAUGGCGAACAAGUGAAUACAAACAAUGAGGCAUCAAUUGCAACAAAUGGCAGCAUACGAUUUGCCCCAAAGCUCGGUGAAUCAGUUUCUACAAACGAUAAUACGUUAAAUGCAACAAACAACAGCAGAUCAUAUACAACGAACGACCACAGGACCUCUGUUACAAAAGAAAGUACGUCUUUGGCUGCAAACAAUAACAUUCAAUCUGCUUCAAACGCAAAGGCAACAUAUGUGGGUAAUGGCAACACACAGUAUGUCUCAAAUCAAAGCAGCUCACAGUCUACGAAACAUGACAUAUCACUGGCAACAAACGAAAGUACGUACUCUUGUACAGACGACAGGAUACCAAAUACCUCAGAUGGAAGCACACCACAAGCUGCUAAUGGUACUAUCCAAUUUUCCCCAGACCAUAACAGAUCAUUAUCCUCAGGAGAGAGCACACAGCUUGAUUCAUACCAAAUUAUAUCAAAUCACCCUAACACAUUUGAUGCAAAUGGAGGCUCUCUAUUUUCCUCACACAAUAAGGAUAGAGUGCCAUCUGCUACAAAUGAUACAAGACCAUUAGCUACAAAUGGUAGUACACAAUAUGACAUAAACGGAAGCAGACCAAUAUAUAAUAUCAAUGGUACAUCAAACGCUUCAAAUGGAAGUGUGUCAUAUGCUACAUACGAUAACAAACCACCAGCUACGAACACUAACACACCAAAUGCUAUAAACUUUAGCACACAGUUUGCUUCAAAUGGAAGCAGACCGGUGGUUACAAACAGAAGCACUUCAUACGCAGAAGAAGAAAGUACGUCGUUUGUUGCAAUCCAUAAUAUACCCUCGACUACAAACGGUUCCACACCCUAUGCUACAAAUAGCAGUAGUCAAUAUGCAUCAAACCAAACGACUACAACCAAUGGAAUUUUAUAUUCGAAAAAUGGAAGCAGGUUGCUUACUUCAAAUAAUAGCAAUCCAACGGUUUUAGACGGUGAUACGCCAUAUGCUUCAAAUGAUAGACCACAAUUUGCCACGAACCAGGGGACACCAGUAGCGAAAAACGGAAGCAUAUCAUUCGCUACAAACGAAAACACUCCAUCUGCUACCAAUAGUGACACGCCAUAUGCUACAAAUAGCAGAGCAAACUUUGCUUCAAACCAAAUCAGAUCAAUGGUAACAAGAAAUGACUCAUCAUAUGCUACAAACGAAAGCAAAAUGUUUAAUGAGAAUGGUAAGACAUCAAAUUCUUUCGAUUACUCACAACAAUAUACAAAUGGCAGAACGGCCGCAAACCAUAGCAAGACAGCUGCUGCAAACGAUAGCGCUUCAAUAGAAGUCAUUCCAAGUGCCAUAAAUGAUAGCAAGCACAUUUCACCAAACGAUUCUAAAUCAUUUGGUUCAAACAGAGGCACUUCAAUUGCUACGAACAGUAUGACACCAUUUGAUACAAAUAACUGCAUACCAAAUUCAGAUCGUCAUUCAUCGUUUGCAACUGACGGUAGCGACCAAAUUGAUACAAAUGGUCGCAAUUUUUCGACUAUCAAUCAACACACAUCUUUCGCUAGAACAGAAAACACGCCAUUUGGUGGAACUGGUUACAGGCAAGAACCCACAAGUGGUAACACACCAUAUGUUACAAACAAAAGAACUCAAUUUGCUAUGAAAGCAAAUGAAAAAUCUGAUGCUUCACAUAUUCAAAGACAUACUUCUAAUAAGUAUACAGCAUAUGGUGCAAAUGGAAGAUUACAAAAUGCUGCAAAGGAAAACAUAUCAAACGCUUCAAUGGAAAAUAUACCAAUUGGUACAAAUGAAAACACACCCAUUGAUGUAAAUGAAAAUAUACCACAAUCCACAAAUGGUAGCGCGGAACCAAAUGCUACAAACCAAGCCAUACCCUUUGGUACAGAUGAUAACUUUCAAUAUACUAGAACAAGCACACCAUUUGCACAAAACAAUAACAAACCAAUGGCAUCAACUGGUAGCACAUACUUCGAUGCAAACAAAGGCACUGCAAUACCGAGACACACAUGGGUGCCAAAUGCCACCAACGAGAACACGCCAUUUGAUGGAAACAGUAACAGUCCAAAUGGUGCGAACAGAAACAUACCCUUUGCUACAAAUGGUAACACAUCAUUUCAUGUUAACAGUGCUCAACCAUGUACAAUAAAGAGUGACAAACCCUAUGCUACAAAUAGUAAUCCAUUACAUGCUUCAAACAAUACCACAGCAUAUGAUGGUACAAACCAAAACCCCCCCGUUACUUCAAAGGGUAACACCUCAAAUGCUACAAAUGGUAACUUGCCAUACGACACCUAUGGAAGAACUUCAUUUCCUAACAGUAACACGGCAUAUGUUGCAAAGAGAAACAUGCCAUAUGCCGAAAACGGUAGAACUUCAUUUAAUCCAAAUAGUGGCACAUCGUAUGCGCCAAAAGAGAAUCAACAGAAUAUUACAAACAAUAGAAAACUGUCAGAUGAAAGUAAUCCUUUGUUUUCAAAAGACAGUGCCCCAUAUGCCUUGAACACUAGCUCACGAUCUGCUGAAAACGGUAGUAAACAUUUACCGACAAACAGUCCCAUACAAGUAGCUAAAUCCGACAAUAAUACAUUUCCUAUUAACAAUAACAAGUCAUUGACACCACAAGAAAUUAAUCCGGUGUCUAAAAACCACAACCCAGCAGUUGCAACGAACGGGGUCCCAUCAUUCAACAAAAAUGGACGCAAUCCAUUGACGCCACAAGUUCAUCCAUUAUUAACUACAGACGACAACAACAAACCAAUGGCUAAAAAUGGCAAUCCACGUGGUACAAGCGGUUACACACCAUCUUUCGCAAACAAUAGCAAACCACCUGAUACUAAUAUUAGCUUCUCAAACCGAAACAAACCAGCUGUUACAAACAAUAGCUCAUCAUCUGCUACAAGAGACAUAAACUCAAAACCUACAAAUGAUAGAAAACCAUUAGGCAGCACAUCAAAUGCUACAAGCAGUAGCACACCACUUUCCGCAAACCGCAGCGAGCAAAUGGCUAAAAACGGAAGUACACCAUUUGCUACAAACAGUAGCACGCCAUUUGACACAAACAAUGGCAACAAUCCAUCUAUUAUAAACAGCAGCCCACCAUGUGCCACUAGUAGACCAUUCUAUACAAACAAUAGCCCACCAUGUGCCACUUUCAUUGGUAAACCAUUCUCUUCAAACGGUAGCCCAUCCUUUGCCUUGAAUGGCAGUAAUUCAGUCAAAAUGCAAAAUCGCAAACCAUCACCUACAAAUGAUAGCAAACCAUGGAUUGAAAACAGCAGCAAACCAUUGGCUCCAAAUGUUAAAAGAACACCAUCACCAGAUCGUGCUCAUUAUAUUUCAACGUCGGAAAAGGCCUUUCAAAGUGACGACGUGCCCUUUCAGUUUAAAUCUCCAAGAACCAACGAUGUUGGGCCGAGAUAUAUGGACUGGAGAAAUAACGAGACGACAAAAAGAUUUUGGAAAUCGGACACAAAAUUUAGUUUUUCGUCCGAUUCAGGGAUAAGUGUUAUAAGUGACCACAAGAUGAAUUGUCCACUUUCAAACAGCGCAGUUGAGCCGAGACGAACAGCUAAUCACGGAAGAAUGAAUGCUCCUCUGAAAAAUAUGGACCAGACUUUAAGAAAAACAGUAUCAAGUAUGAGCAAAAAAGAUUACAAACAGUUUAUUAUUGGACCAUGGAAGUGAUGAACUUGUUUCUUUUACAUUGUACAUGU
Molecule: messenger RNA, 5514 nt
Organism: Saccostrea cuccullata (small rock oyster)
Lineage: Eukaryota; Metazoa; Mollusca; Bivalvia; Ostreida; Ostreidae
Exons: 1
Coding region: 74-5485 (1803 amino acids)
Source: RefSeq, a predicted model, not a curated record